AUGGAGGAUGGGAGCGAGGUAGACCAACGGCUGACCAAAACGGGAGCCAUCAAGCUGAACAGUCAACGAACCUAUCCAUACGGAUCAAUACAUAAAUCUGAUUCGUUAAAGCGGACAGAAGCUGUAAAGAUUGAUCGGGUACAGGACUCAGUUGCUCGGCUACUCACCAGUUUAAACGCCUCGGUACAGGAGGAAAUUCGCCAUUUUAACGCAGUCUAUAUCGAUCAGCCGUGGUUGCUACGACUGGAUACCCGACCGAAUUGGACGGAUGCUGUAGCAAGUCAUCUGUCCAGUGUAGAACGUGUUCAUCAGGUUCUUCUGGUUUAUGUUCGACAAGCCACAACGGCAAUCAACACACUUCGUGAGCUGAUGAAAGCAAAUCUUCAAUGGCGUAAUUACGACGAAUCGGCCACUCCAGUUAUCUCACCCACGCCACUCUACAAACCAAUAUUAUUGAAAAGUUACAAACAGUUACAAGAAAGUCUCUACACUGCCCAGGCUCUUUUAAACUCUGCCAAUCAAGUGCUUCUCACAAGUCUGAACACACGGUCACAGGAGAUUUUAUCUCAUUUCAACCGAACAGUGCACAAUAAAAUGACAUCAUCGGAUUCAAAUGUCCCACUCUUGCAAACCUCUGUACCACUGGACUGGAUUCGAACGAAACAUUAUGCUGAACUGGCCUAUAUUGACCUAUUGGUCAAUCAUGUAUUGCGUUCGGACAAUUGGAAAAUUUGGUCAGAUUUCGCUAAGGAGAACGAAAGCGCUCCGAACCCUCGGCACGUAUACCGGCUACCUAGGUAUAUCUGUAUGUUUGUGGUUUAUGUGUACAGGGCUUCUACUGUCGGUUCUCACAUCAGGGUAGUAGAUCCUAGUGUUGUGGUAUGCUACUCGCACUUGCGAGCAGUAUGUUGGAAGUGCGCAAAAGAAUACGAUUUGCGACUUCUCACAACGGUCAAAAAUGACCAAAACCUCCUAGAGCGAAAUAAUGUGAAAAUUGUAACCACAGAAAAUGCGCAUCCACCAUCGGAUUAUUCCAUCAAGUAUCCUGACAGCUUGUGA
Molecule: messenger RNA, 1059 nt
Organism: Echinostoma caproni
Lineage: Eukaryota; Metazoa; Platyhelminthes; Trematoda; Plagiorchiida; Echinostomatidae
Source: the annotation of a GenBank genome assembly